ACGUGGACGUGAACUCUACCAAGCUGUGACUCUAGUGGGCUCUGCUUUCUGUCGUUCUCAUGGCUGAUAUUAGUUGGAUUUAAAUCAAGAGCCGGCUGCAGAUGACGAUAUGAGGGAAAAGAUGAAUCUCUCUUCCAGAAUCAGGAAAAAGUCUCAUUUCUGUGGCCACUCAUGAGGUCGGUACCUAGACAUGAGAAUUGUCUGAUCCAGUGAUCUGGACGCUGUGACCACGCCAUGUCCAAGUUUCAGAUAGACAAUAUAAUGGAAGAAGAGGAGGAGGAGGAGGAGGAGGAAGAAGAUGGAACAGGCGAAGAUGACGAUGAUGGGGAUCCCAAAAUCUGCCGUGCAUGUGGUGACAAAGCUACAGGAUAUCAUUUCAAUGCCAUGACAUGUGAGGGAUGCAAAGGCUUCUUCAGGCGAGCAAUGAAGAGGGACCUUCGGCUUAGCUGUCCCUUCCAAAAUUCCUGUGUCAUCAACAAAAAUAACCGGCGCCACUGCCAGGCCUGCCGGCUAAAGAAGUGCCUGGACAUCGGGAUGAAGAAGGAGUUAAUCAUGUCAGAUGAAGCAGUGGAGCAGCGCCGCGCACUAAUUAGGAAGAAACAGAAGCUGUCCGAAUCAUCACCCAUAAUGGUAUCACCCAGCCUAACGGAGGAGCAGCAUAAGCUUGUGGGGCAGCUGUUGGACGCCCAGGACAAGACCUUCGACUUCAAUUUCACCUACUUCAGGAACUUCCGGCCCAUCAAACGCAGCAUGGACCCCGGUGAUAUCCCGCAUACCUCUUCUACAGCAUAUCUAAUGCUACCUCACAUCUCUGACCUCGUCACCUACAUGAUUAAGGGCGUCAUAAACUUUGCCAAAGUCAUACCGUAUUUCAGGAAUCUCACGAUUGAAGAUCAGAUUGCUCUUCUGAAGGGCUCUGCGUUUGAGUUGUGCGUAAUCCGAUUUAACAUGCUCUUCAACGAUGAGAAGAGGACGUGGGAGUGUGGGAAUUUUACCUACGACAUUGAUGACAUUGCCAUGGCUGGAUUCCGUCAGCUCUUUCUGGAGCCUCUGAUCCGAUUUCACUGCAUGUUGAAGAAGCUUAGUCUGCACAAAGAGGAGUACGUUCUGAUGCAGGCCGUGUCGCUCUUCUCUGCUGAUCGUCUAGGAGUGAUUGAGCAUGAGACCAUCGAUAAGCUGCAGGAAUAUUGUGCGCUGACGCUCACUGCAUAUAUCGAGACCCAGCGCGCCCCGUCCAGAGAGAAUAGGUUUCUCUUCGCCAAGAUCAUGGAGUGUCUGACAGAGCUUCGCAGCAUGAACGAUGAACAUAGCAAACAGCUGCUUCACAUCUGGGAUGUACAACCGGACAGCACACCACUCAUGAAGGAGGUCUUCACGGAAAUCUCAUUGUGAUCCAUAACUACUGCGUGACAUCCUUUCAGCCAACCCAAAUAGCUCCUGGCUAUAGCCGUAGUUCACUAAUGAGAUAAACUGCUUUAUCAGGUGAUUUGAAAUGUUGGUGUCCAUUUACAAGAGAAUCUUGCUCAGGAAAGGACGUACCUACUCUAGCCAGUGAAGAUGGCACCCACUUUGAAUGUUUCUCGUCUUAUUUCUCCAGAGCUGGUGCCAUUGGUUUCUAACGACAAGGAGUGACAUGACUCCAAUACGGACAUGGUCAGACUCUUCUGAAAAACCUAUAUCAGGGAUUUUUAAUAUUUAUUCCUUGACUAGGUUUACAAAAUGUGAAUUUGUAGGAAUCAUGAUUUCUAAUGAAACCUAGCAAUGAACUGCACAAAAGGCCAAACAGGUCCCAAAAUCAGCAGGAAUUAAACUCUCAGGACAUCCCCGUAGCACCCAUUGUUACAGGUGUCGUAUCAAUAUGCAAUGCCAGCUUUUCCCCCCGGUUCAUGCCGCUCACAGCUUCAAUGGGUUCAUUUUCACCUCCCACUCAGGGCAACAAACCAAAGAAUACAAUGAAUUAUGUGAAUGCACCACAUUGCCAGGAAUUACUUGAUGGUCCUGUGAAUAUUAACCAUAUUGCUGCUGGUUGGGUCAAACGUGGUCCUCUUUGUCCCUGUGCAUCCCAACCUUUCAGGAUACUUUCACAUCACUGAUUGAUACAGCAUUUAAUUCCACAUUGAAAUGGAGUGGCCAUCUGCCUUUCUUUCCUUAAAUCUGUUUACAAUUAAACUUACUGGACACAUUAUAUUAAUUUCCACCUGUCGGAUAUUGUACCUGCAGACCGCUGGCUGAAAAUGUUGCACAAUAUUUGGAAACAUCUAAUCACUAUAAUUUAGUCAGUCAGAAUCUGUGAUUCUAACAUCUGAUCUGAUUGUCAGCGUCGCACUGCGCUGGGAACCGAAGGUAGUUCCGUGAGCUGCUAAUUGAGUGCCACGUGCCACCAUGGCCUCCACGUUGGAUAGAAAGCCAUUAAUUCUGCUUUAAUAAACAGAACACAGUCCUUUAUAGCGUUAUAUGAUUGUUUAGAGAAAUCUUCUGAUAGCAGGGACCCUUUAAUUAAAGAAAACAAAGUGCCAGAAUAUUCCACACAAGAAUUGUGAUUGAGAAAACGAAUGUAUAUAUUUACUGAGGAGCAGAAUAAGCUUUUAAUGGAGAAUAAUGUAUCAAUGGUGUGUUAAAUGCAAAAUGUGUCUGAUGUCACUUCCUCUGCCUGUACAGGCCCCGCGCUGCCAGAGCAGCUUUCCCCCCCACCACCAUAACCACCUUACAGGAUUAAUAGAAUCAAAUAAAAGCAGACACCUGGUGACAAACAUGUGUGAACGUUCCACCCUAUUAGAAGGCAGCACAGAGAGCAAACCACAAACAAAGCCACUGUGCUCAGCGGGAGCCAGUAUUGCGUCAUCUUGGAGCAUUGUGGCAUAUAUUAAUGUGUGCAGAGUGUGUGUA
Pelobates fuscus (common spadefoot toad) is the source of this 2886-nucleotide messenger RNA. It is a transcript of the gene NR1I2, whose product is annotated as nuclear receptor subfamily 1 group I member 2. Gene Ontology annotation, biological process: negative regulation of transcription by RNA polymerase II; cell differentiation; positive regulation of transcription by RNA polymerase II. Gene Ontology annotation, molecular function: RNA polymerase II cis-regulatory region sequence-specific DNA binding; nuclear receptor activity; zinc ion binding. Bases 235 to 1392 code for a protein of 385 amino acids. The transcript has 9 exons. Lineage: Eukaryota; Metazoa; Chordata; Amphibia; Anura; Pelobatidae. The record is from RefSeq and is a predicted model, not a curated record.